AUGACUCACUACGUGUUUUGGCCGCAGCAUUUGAAACUUCAUGAUAAGAAAGGCAACUUGGAGGCCGUCGCAAUUACUCUUAGAGGAACUGAUCAUGUGGUCAUUGACAUUGUUCCAUGUGAGUUGCUGAAAGGGACUUUACUGGAAUUACCUUACUCCUCAAUUGCUACAAAGGUUUCUACUGAAUGGCAUUUUAAGGUCGAUGUGUACCAGGUUAUCGAAUUUAGAGCACCAAAUUUACGAAUUUUGCAAUUCUUCUCGUUAGAUCCCAUCUCUUUGACGUUACCAGAGAAAGAGAUUGGUGCGAAUGAGAAGUCUUCCGUUAAUGAUAAUGUAUGCAAGCUGUGGGAUCAUCCAAGAUAUCAAAUGCAUGACAAAAAACUACGACAAACCUUAAGCCUUCUGAACUUGUACCAUACGCAUGAGACUGCCUUUCGGGAAAAGUAUCCGAAGUUGAGCAGCCAUAGAGGAACACUCGGAAGCAGGUUAUGGGGCUCCAUGAAAAGACUUUAUAGAGUUUCUCGGUUAAAAACUCUGGUAAGUUACCUGGGUCUUUAUCUAACUGCGAUUAUUUGCCAACUCGCUUUGUACACUUACAAAGCAUUGAACUGGCAGUAUUUAAAAUUUGUCAAUUUGUCAGUGAUGGCACAGCAGAUUGAUCUAAGGUGCCAACAAAUUUGUUACUUUCCCGUACAGUACCUCCGAAUUAAUAUGAACAUGACGUUACGCAAGGCGCUACCGCGCUUCAGAACUUACUCGGAGGCAUCUGCAAAUCUUAGAAAGGAUUUGCCAUCAAACUAUUAUCCUGAUUAUAUUCGAUUUUACAAUACUGUUUGGCUUUUCUUGAAUGAUAUGUCGUUUGGACUUAUUUUUGCUGCUUUUUUAUUCGAAUGGUGUGAUAGCUUUUCAAAGAUACUGCAUCGAAUUAUAACAUUCUGUCUUUAUGACCUGAUGAAGUCAGUCACAAUUUCUUUAGCAAAUAACCCGUUAGGCAUAAAGCUCAAUGAGGAAUUGGCAAGAUUUUUGAGCGAUCUCUUUCUCUGGAUCAUUGAGUUCUCAAACACAAUGCUGCUAGAACCUAUGGCAAAUCCUGAGACUUUGAGCUUGCUACUCAGAACAGUGGGAAAUUUGGGAUGCGUGCUUGGCGGUACAUUUGCACUUUCAGUUUUUGUUGAUUAUUUUUCUAUCCUAACAGUCCACGUUUACAUCUUUUACCACAUCAGCAGCAAGAUUUACCAUUGGCAGAUCAGUAUCAUGAAAAGUCUGUUCUACUUAUUUACCGGUAAGAAGAGGAAUGUUUUGCGUGAUCGAAUCGAUAUCAACUUUUUCCAGCUGGAUGAGUUAUUGCUGGGAACAAUUUUCUUCAUCAUACUAGUCUUUCUCACCCCCACAGUUCUUGCUUUCUAUUACUCGUUCACUGUGUUCCGUUUGGUAACCAUAUGUGUCCAAAUCGCUGUGGAGUCGGUAAUUGCACUGCUAAAUCAUUUCCCACUGUUUGCGCUACUUCUGAGGGUGAAAGACCCACGGCGGAUUCCCGGUGGUAUAUCAAUUCAAGCUAUUGAGGGCCCCACUGUGCGGUUCGAACUCAAAAACCGCCCGCUAAGCAUCACAAACAUGUUCAAACCGUACCUCGCCCUGAUCGACCAAAUGAGACACACAUACUUCUCGCCCAAGACCAUAAAACAGAUCCUCGCUGGACGGCCUUUCGUAAUGCAUAGAAUUAAGUUGUACAAAGUGUUGUACUCCUCGCUGCCGACAACUCCAGUCGAGAUAAAGACUUUGUACAGUCAAUUGUCCCAACUACUAACAAGCGCAUAA
This is a messenger RNA of Torulaspora delbrueckii, 1818 nucleotides long. It is a transcript of the gene GPI1, whose product is annotated as phosphatidylinositol N-acetylglucosaminyltransferase. Gene Ontology annotation, cellular component: membrane; endoplasmic reticulum. Gene Ontology annotation, biological process: GPI anchor biosynthetic process. The record is from RefSeq and is a predicted model, not a curated record. The transcript has a single exon. Bases 1 to 1818 code for a protein of 605 amino acids. NCBI's taxonomy places the organism in Eukaryota, Fungi, Ascomycota, Saccharomycetes, Saccharomycetales, Saccharomycetaceae.